GAGACAAGUGCAAUCCUUUGGGUCCCCGAGUGUUCUUGGGUCGUGUUCCCAAAUACCAUCACACACUUUCUUUCUCCUUGGGAUGUCCGCAACCAUUUCUCUCUCUCCCUCUCUCUCUUUCUACUGUAUCCCAUUUUUUUGAAACCUUUUUAAAAAAAUUUAUUAUUAUUAUUUUUAUCGUUAAUCUCUGUGUGUAUAUAUAUAUACCCCACUCAUGCAACAUCUUCACUUAUACUGCUCAUUUCACCGUUCUUUCUCCUACUCUUUCUUUCUUUCUCUCUUCAACCAAAAAAAUAAAAAAGAAGUCUCUUUAUUUUGUGACUUGCUUUCUUGGUCUGUCUAUCUAUAACUAGUAACAUGGAAGAGCUAGACUAUCAAACUAAACCUAACUCCACAACCACACGCUUAAAACUCUUUGGCUUCAGCGUCUCAGAUGAUGAUCAAGAUCAGCUUCUUACACCUAUAGACUCAUCCAUCAAAUCCUCUUCUUCUACUUCUCCGGAGGCAGCUUCGACUGACAGUAACAGAAAAUAUGAGUGCCAAUACUGCUGUAGAGAAUUCGCUAAUUCACAAGCUCUUGGUGGCCACCAGAACGCUCACAAGAAAGAAAGACAGCAGCUUAAACGUGCCCAAAUGCAAGCUACUCGAAACGCUGCUGCUGCUGCUGCCGCCGUUUCUUUUGGUAGAAACCCUAUGAUCUCUGCCUUUGCUCCUCCUCCUCAUCUCUUGGCUCCGCCUGGCCCCGUUGUGCUCCCUGCCGCUGCCUCUUCUUGGGUUUACUUGCCCAGGCCCGCACCCCCUUUUCAUGUUACUCAUGGUUGUGUUUUUCCCACUGGUCCCGCUGGCGGUGGCGCUAGUGGUGUUGCUGGUGGGUUUGGUGGUAAAGGUGUAGGCGGAUUGCCGUAUAGCGGUGGUGCAGUUGGGGACAUGGGAUUUUCAAAUGGGCCGCAACAAGCCCAAAGUAGAGUUCAUAAUGGACGGCCAGAUGGGCUUCAUGGGCCAACGUCGUUGAGCAGGUUUUCCAAAGGCGAUGGUGGGCCUAGUUUUGAUGAAGCACUGGGCUUGGAUUUGCAUCUUAGUCUUGCUCCGGCUGCUCCGUGACUCGCUCUCGGGUCAGACUUGGAUAUUUUUCGAGUCCGAUCUUUUUGUACAUUUUUUCACAUUUUAUUUAUUUAUUUAUUAAUGGAAGUGAUGAUUUAUUUCCCUA
This is a messenger RNA of Ricinus communis (castor bean), 1207 nucleotides long. RefSeq names its product zinc finger protein GIS3. Bases 358 to 1101 code for a protein of 247 amino acids. The record is from RefSeq and is a predicted model, not a curated record. Gene Ontology annotation, cellular component: nucleus. Gene Ontology annotation, biological process: trichome morphogenesis; trichome differentiation; gibberellic acid mediated signaling pathway. The transcript has a single exon. Gene Ontology annotation, molecular function: transcription cis-regulatory region binding; DNA-binding transcription factor activity. NCBI's taxonomy places the organism in Eukaryota, Viridiplantae, Streptophyta, Magnoliopsida, Malpighiales, Euphorbiaceae.